AUGUCACGACGGCAACAUACGUCGGAGCUUGCCUGCAUAGCCUGCGAUGACUUGUCGGAGAUCGGUGCAGGCAAAGAAGGAUGGCUCGUGAAUACUCCCAAUCUCUUAACAGCUCUAGACACUCCCUCUUUAGCCCUCGCCAACCGGUCAAUCAUCCUUAUCCUCCAUUGGAACGACUCAGCCGAUCCAUCUGCUUACCGGCGAAAAAUCAUCCCCGAUCUCUCCCCCAUCGAGGCUGAGUACAUCUCCGCUAUCGAAUGGCUGGUCUUUGAUGACAUCAGGGUCCUCGCUAUUGGAACUUCUUCGGGCUUUCUUUUGAUUUACUCUCUGAAAGGCGAUCUUAUUCACAAACAGCUGGUAGAUUCCGGAAAGAUUAUCAAAUUAAGAGUGAGGGGAAGAAAGAAGGACCUCGAAGAAGAAGCAUCAUCAGAGGAGGUUUGUGUGGUUAUGCGGUCAACAGUUGCUCGAUUUGAUGGAUCUGACAUUGAGAGUCUGCUGCGGCGGUGGUUUCGAGAAAGACAAUCAAAUUUCUGGGAUGGAAGGAGAGAUUCUGAAAAUUUAGGCAAUUCAUCUGGAAGGCUCCCCUACCAGCUAUGGAAUGUAAGCAAAUAUGGAGCAUGUGCUGAUGCUGCCAUCACGGGCUUAAUGCCCCCUCCUCUAAUGGAAGUUCAGUCAAGUCAACGAUAUUACUGUGCAGUGACAAUCGGGGAUGAUGCCGUGAUUUCAGCAUAUAGACUUUCAGAAAAUAGAAGCAGAUCAAUAGUUGGAGCUAUCCUGUCAAAAGUUGUGCCUGCUACUUUCUCAACCAUAUCUUCUCUCUCGAAAAUGAUCUGGCGCAGUGACACAUCCCCGAAGAAACCAGAGGAAAAACCUCAACCAUUGGCUCGAGCUCUUCCACUUACUUGCUUGAAGGAUCACCCAAGAAAGGGAGAAAAACUCACGCUAUCACCUAGUGGUACACUGGCAGCAAUUACUGAUUCACUUGGUCGUAUUUUGCUCUUAGACACGCAGGCACUCAUUGUGGUGCGGCUAUGGAAGGGGUAUCGUGAUGCAAGCUGCUUAUUUGUUGAGAUGCUUGUAAAGAAGAAUUCUUCAGCUACUAGAUUUUCUAGUUAUGCCUAUGAGAAGAGUGAUUAUUGCCUUUGUUUAGUCAUCCAUGCUCCUCGUAAAGAGAUAGUUGAGGUUUGGCAGAUGAGAACUGGACCGCUUCUUCUGACAAUCCCAUUCCCAAAAGGGGGCUUAAUAUUGCAACCAACAUAUAGAUUUGAUUCAUCUCAGAGCUCUUCAUCAUCAUAUGUACCAUUAGAAGUUUUCUUUUUGAACGGCGACUCUGGUCAAUUAUCUGUAUUGAACCGAUCUCUUCAUUGA
Messenger RNA from Oldenlandia corymbosa var. corymbosa, 1368 nucleotides. The record is from the annotation of a GenBank genome assembly. NCBI's taxonomy places the organism in Eukaryota, Viridiplantae, Streptophyta, Magnoliopsida, Gentianales, Rubiaceae.